UCUCUUCCCGGUUUCCUCCUCAGCUCGUAGGUCUCCGCUGGAGGCUGCUUCCGGUUGCUGCGCGGUGCAGGGCGUGCCGGUGUCAGCUCCCCCGACACGUCCUACGGCCCCCUAGACAUGUAUCGGAACCCGGGGCCCUCGGGGCCCCAGCUCCGUGAUUUCAACAGCAUCAUUCAGACAUGCAGCGGCAACAUCCAGCGGAUCAGCCAAGCCACUGCUCAGAUAAAGAAUUUGAUGAGCCAACUAGGAACUAAGCAGGACUCAAGCAAGCUACAGGAAAAUCUGCAACAGUUACAACACUCCACAAAUCAGCUCGCCAAGGAAACAAAUGAAUUGCUGAAGGAAUUAGGAUCCUUGCCCCUUCCCUUGUCUACUUCAGAACAGCGCCAGCAGAAACUUCAGAAGGAGCGUCUCAUGAAUGACUUCUCUAUGGCCUUGAACAACUUCCAGGCUGUGCAGAGAAGGGUAUCUGAAAAGGAAAAAGAGAGUAUUGCCAGAGCGAGAGCUGGAUCGCGGCUUUCCGCGGAAGACAGGCAAAGAGAAGAACAGCUCGUCUCAUUUGACAGCCAUGAGGACUGGAACCAGAUGCAGAGCCAGGAAGACGAGGCAGCCAUCACUGAACAGGAUCUGGAACUUAUUAAAGAGAGGGAAACAGCGAUCCGGCAGCUGGAGGCUGAUAUUUUGGAUGUCAAUCAGAUAUUUAAAGAUUUGGCCAUGAUGAUCCAUGACCAAGGUGAUCUGAUUGAUAGCAUAGAAGCCAAUGUGGAAAGUUCAGAAGUGCAUGUCGAAAGAGCCACUGACCAAUUACAACAAGCUGCUUACUACCAGAAAAAAUCUCGCAAGAAGAUGUGUAUCCUGGUGCUUGUCCUGUCAGUGAUUAUCACAGUCUUGGCUAUUAUUAUCUGGCAAGUUUCUAAAUGAAGUGUGGUUGCCUCUGAGCCUUCUGCUGAGUUGCUAUCCAGGGCAAGUGCUUGCCGGAGGCUUACCAGAACAAACGGAUCCCAAGAAGACCGCAUAUACCAGAAUGUCCUGUAAUCAUUUACUUAGAAACUAACUACUAACUAGUACUUGGAAUUAGUGACCUAUGGAAGACAGUAUUUAUCAAUUUAUGUAUACAUUUUAUUGAUUUCUCAAAUUAGGAAUUAACUUAUGUGAAUUUUGCUUUCUCUUGUAUUCUGAUUGCCCUUUCUCUCAAGUGUUUACUGAAAACUCCAUUCUAGAUAUUAUUUCUGACAGGUGACACUACAGUCUCAUAAUAUUGUCUUUUUAUGUGUAUAUAAAAUUUGCCUUUUUACUAGCAACUGAGAUGCAUUUGUUUCUAGCAUCUGGCAUUAUUGGAGUCUGUCAGAAACUGUAAAUAAUGCAGCAAUUUUUAUUAUUUAAUAUAUUAAUUUAAAUUUCGAAGACAUCCAUUCUCUAUCUGUUUGGAAGAUUUUGGCACUACAUUUCCUGGAAAGUAACAAAAAUUGAACAUGUGAUUCAGAUUAAAUGAGUAGUAUCUUAUCUAUUUGA
This is a messenger RNA of Perognathus longimembris pacificus (Pacific pocket mouse), 1512 nucleotides long. It is a transcript of the gene Stx12, whose product is annotated as syntaxin 12. The coding region runs from base 118 to 921 and encodes 267 amino acids. Gene Ontology annotation, cellular component: synaptic vesicle; synaptic vesicle membrane; postsynaptic recycling endosome. The transcript has 9 exons. Gene Ontology annotation, molecular function: SNARE binding; SNAP receptor activity. Gene Ontology annotation, biological process: vesicle-mediated transport; vesicle fusion; intracellular protein transport. The record is from RefSeq and is a predicted model, not a curated record. Lineage: Eukaryota; Metazoa; Chordata; Mammalia; Rodentia; Heteromyidae.